This is a messenger RNA of Somion occarium, 2298 nucleotides long. The record is from the annotation of a GenBank genome assembly. Lineage: Eukaryota; Fungi; Basidiomycota; Agaricomycetes; Polyporales; Cerrenaceae.
GCGCCGAGCAUGAACAUUCUCCAGAUCCAGCUUGAAGCUCGAAUACUUGAGUCUCAUGUUCCAACUUUGUUCCCUGGUCUUUCAACUUGCUGGAAUGAGUGCAGAGGACAUUCCUCAAGAUAAAAGUAUCCUUGUUUUAUUGUCUAUGGUCAGAGUAUCUCCUCACAAAGUAUAAUCUUGGGGCGCUGGGAUCAUCUUUAUGGUGGCCCAUUUUGAUUCGCGGAGACUCCGAGAAUUGCCAGGAUGUCCCGUGGGGUAAGAACCAUGUGUCUGGUUCGAUGAGUCCAUUCAUAUCGUCUUGAUCGGAGAAAUCUCUACAUAAACUGUCCAUACGUCCACGGUCAUGUUUCCAGCAACUCAGAUCCUCCCCACAACCUAACGCUAGAUUUCUAACGUCCUAUAGUCUAUCAUGGGUGGUGGUGCUGUAGCUCCCGUCCUGAGUCGCCGCAGGGGCCUCGCUGGUCAGUCUGGAUGGGCCGGAUUAGUGCACAAUCGCAAGGUUUUCGCUAUUGCUGUCUUUGCUUCGUUGGGUGGCCUUCUCUAUGGCUAUAACCAGGGUGUCUUCUCUGGUGUCUUGGGCAUGCAGAACUUCAAUAACAAGAUGGGUUCCGCAACCCAGGAUCCGGAUACCAAAGGAUGGCUUGUGUCAAUUCUCGAACUCGGUGCCUGGUUUGGCGUGCUGUGUACGGGAUACUUGGCGGAUAAGCUGUCGAGAAAAUACACGAUCCUCCUUGCUGUCGUGGUCUUUUGUAUUGGUGUUAUUGUCCAAACUGCUGCCGUUCAUUCCUCAUCCAUCUUCGGUGGUCGGUUCGUAACUGGUCUGGGUGUCGGUUCCCUCAGUAUGGCGGUCCCCCUCUAUAAUGCCGAGUUAGCACCCCCAGAAGUGAGAGGUAGUUUGGUCGCUCUUCAACAACUAGCGAUCACUUUCGGUAUCAUGAUUUCAUUCUGGAUUGACUAUGGGACCAACUACAUUGGUGGUACCGGUGAUACUCAAAGCGAGGCUGCUUGGCGUAUUCCUUUGGCGCUUCAGCUAGUCCCUGCUCUUAUCCUUGGUUGCGGUAUCUUGUUCAUGCCUUUCUCGCCCAGAUGGCUUGUCAACCAGGGUCGUGACGACGAAGCCAUUGCUGUCAUCAGUAGUACUCGCAAUCUGUCAGUCGAUUCUGAUCUCGUCCAAAUCGAGUUCUUAGAAAUCAAGGCGCAAUAUCUCUUUGAGAAGGAAAUGUCGGCCAUCCGAUUCCCUCAGUAUCAAGAUGAUACCUUUGCCUCAGACUUCAAGCUUGCCGUGUUCGAUUAUCUCAGCUUGCUCACUAGUCGCACCUUACUCUAUCGAACUGCCGUUGGAACGUUGACCAUGUUCUUUCAGCAAUGGACUGGUGUAAAUGCUAUAUUGUAUUAUGCACCGUCUAUCUUUGCCUCUCUCGGUCUCACCGGCAACACUGUCUCGCUCUUGGCUACCGGUGUCGUCGGCAUUGUUAUGUUCCUCGCUACCAUCCCUGCUGUCAUCUGGGUCGACAAUGCGGGUCGUAAGCCCAUCCUGGUUUCGGGCGCGUUCAUCAUGGCUGCCUGCCAUAUCAUUGUGGCUAUCUUGACCGGCCUCUUCCAUGACUCAUGGGCUACCCAUUCGGCUGCAGGUUGGGUUGCAUCCGUCUUCGUUUGGAUCUUCGCGAUGGCUUUCGGGUACAGCUGGGGACCUUGUGGUUGGAUUUUGGCUGCUGAGAUCUGGCCGCUAUCUAUUCGUGGAAAGGGUGUCUCUAUCGCGGCUUCGUCUAACUGGAUGAACAACUUCAUCGUUGGACAAGUAACACCUAGUAUGAUGGCGCAUCUCGGAUUUGGUACCUUUGUCUUCUUUGGGGCGUUCUCCUUCCUUGGUGGUCUCUUCAUCCUCUUCAUGGUCCCUGAAACGAAAGGUCUUACAUUGGAGGAGAUGGAUGAAGUCUUCGGUUCGGUGGGCCUUGUCGCUGCUGACCAAGAACGACAAGAGGACAUCAAUAGGCGUAUUGGCCUCACCCAGUACGAUCGCGAACCUUCGGAUAUCCAUGAAGAUAAGAUUGAUGAGAAGGUGUAAUGAUUUUUGGUUCUUCAUACUUACUACAUCGACGAUUCAACGAUUACUUUCAUGCUGUCUUCUAUGACCUAUCGUCUGCAACGAUCCUGAUGGAUAAAUAGGUGCUACGUAUAAUUGCUAAUGGUUUCAUGUUUUUGUGCUUUUAGUCUUUCAGUUCGUGUGUUUGUACUACUAGUUGUCCUUUAUACAUUUAAAGUUUCCAUGGUUCCGCCUGAUCUUCAAAACUCGAAGCU